GCGGGGCUCGGCCGGGCCGGGCGGGGACAGGCUCAGGGAGCGCCGAGCCGAGCAGCACCGUGCCGCGCGGUGCCGUUCGCCGCAGAGGACAGGGGUGCCGCGGGUUUAGUGGAGCCGCUGCCGCCGCCCCGUCCGAAAGCUGGAUUGCAGGAGCCCUUCACCAUGCCUGGCAGACUGUAGGUGCUUCAUGGAGCAAGCCAACUUCUACGAGGUCGAUUCCCGGCCCCCGAUGAGCAGUGGCCAGCACCACCAGCUCCAGACUCCCCUGCCCGGCAGCGCCUACAGUUACAGAGAGGCUACUUCGGCGGCGGCACCUGCUGCGGGCGGCGCGGAGCUCGGCGACAUCUGCGAGAACGAGAACUCCAUCGACAUAAGCGCCUACAUCGACCCGGCCGCCUUCAACGACGAGUUUCUGGCCGACCUCUUCCAGCACAACAAACAGCAGGAGAAAGCCAAGGCCAUCCUGGCCGGGGAUUUCGACUUCCACAGCAUGCAUGGGGCCGGCGCCGCCGCUUCGGCGCCGGGGCACCAGCAGCAGCACCACCAGCAGCCGCUCUUCGGCUGCGUGGCCGGCUACAUGGACGGCAAGCUCGACCCCCUGUACGAGCGCAUCGCUGCGCCCGGCCUGCGGCCGCUGGUGAUUAAGCAGGAGCCCCGCGAGGAGGAGGAGGUGAAGGCGGCGGCCCUGUCAGCCCUGUACCCCCACCACGCCCCGCAGCAGCACCCGUCCCACCUGCAGUACCAGAUCGCCCACUGCGCCCAGACCACCAUGCACCUCCAACCCGGGCACCCCACGCCGCCCCCCACGCCUGUGCCCAGCCCUCACCACCCGCACCACCCGCACCACCCCGGCGGCCUGCCCGCCGCCGGCGCCCUCAAGGUGAUGCCCGCGGACCACCGGAGCAAAUCGAAAAAGACAGUGGAUAAGAACAGCAACGAGUACCGGGUGCGCCGGGAGCGCAACAACAUCGCGGUGCGCAAGAGCCGGGAUAAGGCCAAGCAGCGCAACGUGGAGACGCAGCAGAAGGUACUGGAGCUCACCACCGACAACGAGCGGCUGCGCAAGCGGGUGGAGCAGCUCACCCGGGAGCUGGAGACUCUGCGGGGCAUCUUCAGGCAGCUCCCCGAGAGCUCCUUGGUGAAGGCCAUGGGCAGCUGCGCCUAGCACCGAGCCGCGCCGGGACUGCCGGGCCACCCCCACUCACCUAUAGAUCCUUUACGUGCCGGAUUGUACCAGGAGGGGGGAGGAGGAAGGGGGUGGUGUUUAUUUUGUUUUUGUUUGUUUGUUUAACAGUUAACGACCAAUACAAGAAGCCAGGCAGCUGUAGUAUUAAAAGGUCUGUGCCUUAGGGAUGACACACGAAUAAGCUGAAAACAUAGUGGGUUUUGUAAGGGGACAGCCGAGGGGAAGGAAGACGUUGAAAAGCCCACAUGUCUACACAGGGUAAAUAACAAUAAUAAUAGUAAUAAAGCACACAUAGCAAUCCAGAUGUGCCUUAAAAGCUGGCUGCAGGAGCUCUGGGGUUUUCUGUUCCCUCCAGCCUGGCAAGGCGCAAGGAAGAAGGGUGCAGAAUGCGCAGGCUUUGGGACAGGGCAUCUGGAGAUGCCAGCCAGGCCUCCCCAGCUAGCCUGCCGUGCAGCAGGCAGGGGUAGCUGCGGGGAGGACGGCAAGGAGAAGAGGACUAAGGCAGAGGGAUGCACAGCGCCGGACGCCCGCUCUGAGUACUGAGGUGUGGGGCAGCUGCCAGGGCUGCCCUUGCCGAGCCCUUGUCCCUUGCCUUGGCCGGCAGCAGGGCAGAAGCCACUGCUGCUGCAGGAGCGAUGGACAACCUGGGACUGAUGGAGAGCUCCCUUCAGCAAAAGGAAGAGCAUCAGUGUCUCGUACUGUAUGUCACAAGGUGGCGAAGCACAAUGAAUAAAUACCUAUUGAUGCGGGUAUUUACAGGGACCUGUCCGUGUAGUUUGCUUUAUUCCAGGACAUUGACUCCUCUCCACGUCUCUGUCUGCCCAAGCUGUGCCUCAUGUAAUGUGAAAGCCUUUCUGUGUAUACUAGCUCCACUUUAUUUUUAUUGUGUUACUCAGACCUUUGCCAUCACACGACUUUCUUAUCUGGUGACAGAGACUAUGCCCUUGUGCUGCAACGUUAUUUUAUUAUU
Molecule: messenger RNA, 2156 nt
Organism: Dryobates pubescens (Downy woodpecker)
Lineage: Eukaryota; Metazoa; Chordata; Aves; Piciformes; Picidae
Gene: CEBPA
Product: CCAAT enhancer binding protein alpha
Exons: 1
Coding region: 188-1165 (325 amino acids)
Biological process (GO): regulation of transcription by RNA polymerase II; myeloid cell differentiation; DNA-templated transcription
Molecular function (GO): RNA polymerase II cis-regulatory region sequence-specific DNA binding; DNA-binding transcription factor activity, RNA polymerase II-specific
Source: RefSeq, a predicted model, not a curated record